Molecule: messenger RNA, 1533 nt
Organism: Panicum hallii
Lineage: Eukaryota; Viridiplantae; Streptophyta; Magnoliopsida; Poales; Poaceae
Product: HVA22-like protein a
Exons: 6
Coding region: 237-1190 (317 amino acids)
Source: RefSeq, a predicted model, not a curated record
CGGGCUCGUCACUUCCACGCCGGUCUCCCGUCGUCUCGUCUGCUCCACUCCACUUCACUCCCCACCGCACUUUCCUCCCCCGUGUUCUCUCCCCUCGAGACCCCAAAAGCACCGAAAGGGGAAGACGGGGGGAGAAAAGGCGGCGGGUUCAAGAGCGCCGGGACCCUCCCGACCUCCAGAGCAAUCCCCUUUCAUUCCCACCUCUCCAGAGCGCCGAUUUGGGGGCGGAGGCGGCCAUGGGCUCCGGAUCUUUGCUCAAGGUCCUCGCCAAGAACUUCGACGUCCUCGCAGGGCCUUUGGUUGCACUGGCUUAUCCAUUGUAUGCUUCAGUUAAGGCAAUAGAAACCAAAGCUCCUGUGGAUGAUCAACAAUGGCUCACAUAUUGGGUGCUGUACUCAUUAAUAACACUGUUUGAACUCACAUUUGCAUCAAUUAUUCAGUGGCUUCCUUUCUGGCCUUCACUGAAAUUGAUCUUUAUUUGCUGGCUUGUUUUGCCAUACUUCAAUGGUGCAGCCUAUGUGUACCAAAAUUAUGUGAGGCCUGCCUUCAUAAAGAACCAGAUGGUCAACAUUUGGUAUGUCCCUCAAAAGAAGGGCCUUUUUGGGAAAUCUGAUGACUUCCUCACAGCACUUGAUAAGUUUGUUGAAGAAAAUGGAACUGAAGCUUUGAAGAAACUGGCAAACAAGGCUGGCAAGUCAUUUAAACAGUCUGGUAAAUCGUCGAAGGAUUCGAAAGAAUCAAAACCAGCAAAGGAUUCAAAAGAAUCAAAAUCAUCGAAGGAUUCAAAAGAACCCAAGGCAUCAAAAGAUGCAAAGCAACCCAAGCCAUCAAAAGAUCUGAAGGAGCAGAAGCCAUCAAAGGAUUUGAAGUCACCCAAGGAUACCAAAGAACAGAAGAAGGCAGCACCAAAAGAUCCAAAGAAAGCGUCCCUGAAGGAUUCUAAAGAACUGAAGAAAGCACUGAAAGAUUCAAAAGAACAGGAAGCUCUGAAAGAUCCAAAGGAAUAUACACCGAAGAAGCGAGUGACAUUUGCUGAGGUGGAGCCUGAGAAGGAGCUCAAGGCCUCCAACAGUGAGUGGCACCCAUCCUCUGACUUCCACAGCACGUACCCUGAGCAAAACUCUUGGACUAGCAGCUUCAUGAUCUUCGAGGAUGAAAACACUUACUGGAACCAGGGCCCUCUCGUUUGAUAUGCAUCAAGGCGGGCAUUUUUUUGGUUCGCUUGGAGUCACAAGGUCCACCGGUUCAUCUUCAGCCGAGGAAAUGGAGCUUAUUCUCGCCUUUGGCUACUUCCAUCUGCCGUUCGUGCUGACUUCCCGUCAUGUAACAUAUUUGUUCGACAUAUACCAGUAGAUGAGUAGUGUAGAACUCUGCAAUGUGGAUGGUGGUGGUGAACUGGAUGCUGCUGCGUUUGAGGUGGUGAACCUUAUUUAGUUAGGAGAAUUGAGAUGAUUGUGGUAGCAGUGUGUUCUAAUCUUAUCUCGUGUCUGAAUGUGUUGCUCGCUGCUAUUUGAUGCAUUUUCCUUUCCAGUA